Pyrgilauda ruficollis (rufous-necked snowfinch) is the source of this 310-nucleotide messenger RNA. It is a transcript of the gene RNASEH2C, whose product is annotated as ribonuclease H2 subunit C. The record is from RefSeq and is a predicted model, not a curated record. NCBI's taxonomy places the organism in Eukaryota, Metazoa, Chordata, Aves, Passeriformes, Passeridae. The annotation marks the transcript as partial. Gene Ontology annotation, biological process: RNA catabolic process. Gene Ontology annotation, cellular component: ribonuclease H2 complex. The transcript is spliced from 2 exons.
UUUGGGGGUCCCGGGCAUGUUUUUGGGGGUCCCUCCCCACCUCUCUGUCCCCCCCCCAGAGCUCUGGGCCUCGUUCCGGGGGCGCCGCCUGGGGGGCCGGGAGCUGCCGCUGCCCCCCGGCUACACGGGGGUCGUGCUGAGGGGGGGGGAGCCCGGAGAGCCCCCCCUGGGCGAGCCCGGGGACCCCCAGGCCGGGGGGGUGACGGUGACCGGGACCUUCGGGGCCAUCACGGAGUGGGGGGGUGACACCGCCCCUCCCCCCGGCCGGGGCCUGGCCCGGGCUCUGCAGUGGGGACCCCUCGCCCAGGCC